Schistosoma curassoni is the source of this 1644-nucleotide messenger RNA. Lineage: Eukaryota; Metazoa; Platyhelminthes; Trematoda; Strigeidida; Schistosomatidae. The record is from the annotation of a GenBank genome assembly.
AUGUGGUAUAUUCUAACUAAACAUGAACAUCGAUUUAAAUUAUUACUUAUUCAUUUAUUUAUUUCAUAUAAUGGUUUAUUUACAAAUGUGAAUUCGUUGAAUAUAUCAUAUUGGAUCAUUGAUAAUACAAACAUGACUAUUUCACAACAGAAUAAUUCUAGUAUUAAGUCAACAUUAUCAAUUAACAAGUUGAAUACCUCAGAAUGUAUUAGUGAAAAUGAUUCUGCAUUGAUAACAGGGAUAAUUUUUAUUUUAUCAUUAAUUGUUGCAAUAGCUACAGCUGGAGGAAAUUUUCUAGUCAUUUUAGCCGUGAUACUUGUGAAAAAACUUCAAACACCAAGUAAUAUUCUUAUUGGAAGUUUAGCAUUCAGCGAUUUUUUUGUAGCUUUGUUAGUUUUACCGUUUACAAUAAUUGAUGCAUAUCAAGGUUAUUGGCCGUUUAAUGAAGGUUUAUGCGAUAUGUAUAUAUCUUUCGAUGUACUAUUGUGUACUGCAUCAAUAUUAAAUCUUUGUGCAAUUUCGAUUGAUAGAUAUUUAGUUAUCACAAAACCACUGACAUAUGCAAGUAGACGAACACCACAACGUAUGGCUGCUAUGAUAGCUACUGCAUGGAUAGGUUCAGCAUUGAUAAGUAUACCACCAAAUUUUGGCUGGAAAGAGCCAUUUCAAAAAUGUGCCUGCGAGUAUAGUAAAAAUGUUGGUUAUCAGGUGUAUGCAACAUUUUUUGCAUUUUAUCUACCACUUAUAGUGAUGAUUAUUCUGUAUGGUAGGAUAUUCAAAUUGGCUAGAGAAAUGUCACGCAGUGGUCAGUCAAAAAUGACACCAGGCACAUCAUGUAAGUCAACUGAAGUGCCAGAAACUAUAUCAAAUAAUUCACAUUCAGAACCGAUAUUAGAUAAGAAUAUACAGGAAUUACAAAUUACAAGUACAAAUAUAGUUGAAUAUGUACAGUCAGAUGAUGAGCACAUAGUAACUAAUGCAAUUAAUAAUGGUGUGAAAAAAGAUGGAGGUACAAAUGACAUUUGCGAAGCAAUAGAAAAUGAUAAAAGAUUAAACUCUUACUCAUCAAGAAAACUAUUGACUGAUUCUAUGAAUUUAACCAAUGAAUUGUCCAGAGAAGCUCAUGGAAGAAGAUCUCGUGGGAAUUCUGACACUAAAGUAAUUAAAACGCUUGGAGUUAUAAUGGGAUGUUUUUGUCUUUGUUGGCUUCCAUUUUUUAUGAUACAGCUACUUUUGGCCCUUUUAAGUGCAGCUGGUUACAACACUGCAAACAUGAUUCCAGUUAGUGUGUUUCGAUUUUUGCAAUGGUUAGGUUACGUGAACAGUUUUCUAAAUCCACUUAUAUAUGCCAAAUUUGAUCGUGAAUUUCGUGGUCCUUUUAAAAUGAUACUUCUGUGCCAUUGUCGUAAUAUUAAUGCACGAUUACGUGCAGUUCAUUAUUCUGCUCAAUAUGGUCUACCAAGUUCAUCAAGUAAACGUCAAAGCAUUGUUGUACCUUCACUUUAUACACGUAAUGAUAUGGCUUCAAGAUGUCUAGGGCAGUCUGUAAAUCAGAGAUCUACUAGUGCCGUACCCAUAAGGCCACGUCGAAGACCUCAAAUGAAUUUCAGAAACGCUAUUUCAGGGCGAACGGAUGAAAGAUAA